Solanum stenotomum is the source of this 673-nucleotide messenger RNA. Its product is annotated as FCS-Like Zinc finger 1-like. NCBI's taxonomy places the organism in Eukaryota, Viridiplantae, Streptophyta, Magnoliopsida, Solanales, Solanaceae. The transcript has 2 exons. Bases 39 to 587 code for a protein of 182 amino acids. The record is from RefSeq and is a predicted model, not a curated record.
UUUCCCAAAUCCCACUUCUCCCUUCUCUCUUCUUCAAAAUGAGUUCACCAUCAACAACAAGAGGAAGAAGACCAUGUUUCAUUGAAGAAGAUGAUGGUCUUGUUUCUUUAGCUGAAACUCAACCUGAGUUCUCAGGCAAUAAUAAUCAAAAUCAUAAUAAUAAUAUCAACAAUAACAAGAAUCUUAAUUUGAUUUAUAGGCCUCUUUAUUAUACAAGAAGAAAUAGCAUGAAGAAUCUCUCUUCUUCUACUUCUUCUUCCUUGUUGUCUCCAAGAUCUGUUAUUUCUGCUGGAAAAUACUGUGAUGGUAGAUUUGAUGAACCCCAUCACUAUUUCUUGGAUGCUUGUUUUCUUUGUAAGAAAAGAAUUGGUGAUAACAGUGACAUCUUCAUGUACAGAGGGGACACUCCAUUCUGUAGUGAAGAGUGUAGGCAAUUACAAAUAGAGAAGGAUGAAACUAAAGACAGAAAAAGGAACAUUUCUUCUAUAAAAGCUAUGAGAAAAAAGGAACAAAAACAACAAUCAACUUCUCCAAACAAAACUUCAGAAGAUUACCCUUUGAGACCUGGAACUGUUGCUGCUGCUUGAGCAAAAAAUGAAAAAUGAAUCUACCUACUUGGAUGAAAAUAAUAAUAUUCAAGAAGGUUCAUUUAUCAUAAAUUAGCUAUAAAUAU